Heterotrigona itama is the source of this 1596-nucleotide messenger RNA. Lineage: Eukaryota; Metazoa; Arthropoda; Insecta; Hymenoptera; Apidae. The record is from the annotation of a GenBank genome assembly.
ACACACACACACACACACACACCAGAGCACAAAUAUGUCGGUCGCGGGCACUAGGAGACUAUGCAGAGCGGGCCUAGUGGCCGUGCUGGUUACCGCGUUGUGCGUGUUGACUCUGCUUGAUUCGCCGCCGCAACUCCCGGAUCCACCAGCGGAUCCUCCUCCCACGCCUGCCGACGAGAAGUGGCUCGAGACAAUCGCCGGACAGCUCUUCCUGUACAGUGCCCACUUGGACCUGAGAGUGGCUGGCUACCCGAGCCUCAGGGUGAUUGGCGUUAAACGUGGACCUCUGCCGACCUCUGGCCUUUUCUGCACCGUUUGGUACGAAGAGGAAGAACGAGGCAGAGCCGUCAGCGUGGAAGCGCUGGUGUCGACGAUUUGGCUGGACGAGUGGGGCGAGACAGUGGACAGCUACGCGGGGAUCCUAGUCGGCUGUCAAUUACCACCGGACGCAGCGAUCGAGCCGUCCAGGGUGUACGUAGGCCUGGAGCCCUGCCACCAGGAUGCUAGUCAUAGUUUAACGAUAAAGACAGGGGAGGAUAGAAAUGGGACGGAGGGACGACGCCGUCAGUUCACUCUCUGCAUCAAGGGUUUGGACUUCGACGAGGACAUCUCCGCCAAGAUCGUCGCGUUCGUGGAGCUUCAUCGCAUACUGGGCGCCGAGCACUUCUACUUCUACGUGUUCAACGUUCACGCGAACGUGCUGCGAGUGUUGAGGCUGUACGAGAGAUCGAACGUGAUCAGAUGGUUCAAUCUGACGUUGCCGGGCGAUCUGCCCAACGAGAAGACCGCCAGGAGGCGGCUCCUCGCCGAGGACAUCUGGAUCAAGAGACGCAUGGAGCUGAUACCGUACAAUCAUUGCUUCUACGACAAUCUUCAUCAGUCGGAGUUCGUGCUGCCCAUCGACGUCGACGAGGCGAUCGUCCCGGUCCGCAGGGACAAUUGGCACGAGCUGUUGCUCGACGAGAGGAUCAAGCUCGGAAGGAACUUCAAGGACUUCGCCUCGUACGCCGUCAGAAACGUGUACUUCUUCCCCGAGCUGCAGCAGACAUCAGCCGGAAAUCAAACCGAUCGUCCUAGCUUCCACGACGAUACCCUCGCCGGUCUCGAUUACCUGGACACGAUCAGAACCGCUUGUAUCUCGCCGGAAGGCGACUCCGUCAAGAGCUUCGUCUCGACCAGACGCGCGUUAACCGUGCACAACCACUACGCGUUGACCACGCUCAACCCGUCCACUAGACGGGCCCAUCAUUUCGAUCCGGACGACGUGCUGAAGCAUCAUCACAGAGCCUGCGACGAUAGACACUUGGACUGUGAAGUUAUGAUGGAGGACGUCAGGGUCGACGAGUCCGCGACCAAGUACGCGGAUCAGCUUAAGCGGAGGAUGAGGGUGUUUUUCAACGACCUCAAGGCGUCCGCCUAGCAGACAAAUUUAUGUACAUAAUAAAAUAGGAUUAAUUCAUUCUCCGUGUGUUUCAUUAAUUCUUUAAUACGUUAAACCCUAAUACGUUAGCACAUUUCACAAGACCUACUUCCAUGUUUAAGAGGUUCUCUUCUCAACGGUGUCAACUCGAAAAACAGACAAUCCUUUGCGACAAC